AUGUCCGAGCUUGCGGAUGCGCCGCCGUCUCACAUACAACCCGUUCGUCGCGCCUUCACUCUCCCAACUAAAUUAAAUCCGCGCAUCUCUCGCAAAUCCGACACUUUUGGUCCGUCGGAAAAUGACUUGUUCUAUCAUCCCUCCGCCAAAGUCGUUCAUUUCGCCCCCAGAGCGGUCGCGCCUAUUCCCUCGAGCACCGCCCCGUCCGAUUUUGACUACCCCGUGGAUGCCGUCGAGACUCUUCCAUGGCGAUCUCCCACUGAGCGGACGGUCGCGUUCGCCCCUCUUAGACUCGAAAAAGUCCAUGGAUUGACCGUCUUUCUCAAAUGCGGCAACGUCGUGCAUGCGAUUCUCAAAAACUCCCAGUGUUGGUGUGUCGAUGGCGAGUCCACUUUCGUCCUACGCAUUCGGCCUUUGACUUAUUAUCGCAUCGAACUGCCAAAUGAAACCGAGGAAGACAAGGAGUAUGUCACGGCGAUGAAGGAGGCGUUGCCCCAAGUUCUUCGUUACGAGGUUACUCCCUGUCCCUUUAAGAGAGGAUUCACCGUGGAGAUCCCAGAGGAGGCGAAAGUGCGGCGCCGGAAGAAGGCAUGGCGCCCGAAAGGCCGACGAGAAAGCGAUCCGGUGUAUGCUGGUCAUACCCAGGAGAAGAGCCCUGCGCGGAAAGAAGCCGUAUCCGAUUUUUUAAGCGCCGGUGAGGAUACCGAUGGAAACACCACCGACGACAGCUGCUUCACUACAAAAGGCAGCACUAGCACCAUGCUUGAAACUAUUCCAGAUGACAGCGAACCGUUCGUUGCGACUGACAGCCCGGUUAUGGAUGAGGGCCCCGCAGACUCGAAGGUGGACAAGCAAAACUUUGGGACCUUGCUGGCAAGCUUCGAGGACAGCUCCGAGUCUCAACUUGAUGGGGGACUGCCCCUUUCUUCCAGCGUCGACUCUUUUCAUUCGAUCGGAUCCUCUUCGCAGGAGGAAGCCAUUUCUUACACUCCAGCUGCUCCCGUUGACAGUGUCGAACUGACUCCGAGUCAAGCACGCAACGAACACUCCCCACCCAUGCCCACUUUCCAAGAGGUGGACUUUGCAGCCAAGAAAACGCUGUCUGGUCCUCGAUGCCAUGAUUGCGCUUCCAAGCCUGAGCGCUCUCCACGAGCUUCAUUCUCGGAGCCAGAGAUGAGAUUACUCGUGCCAGGUGCGCUGCCGGAUGACGACUCCGUGACAACACAAUCGAGCACGCUCAGAACGCCUGACUCCAACCCUAAUCUAAGCAGCAUGAGUGUUGAAUUUCGUCGACGAUCCAAAGCGUCGCGCGAACGAGAGGUUUCCCCGAUGCCUCCUGCAUCCGCCUUGGUCCUUCCUUCAGAGAAGUCCGAUGCGGCAUCAAUCAUUCAAAAGACAUGCACGCUUGUCCUGGUUCCUCCCAUUCAGCUGUUAAUUGUUCUGAUUCAUAUCGCGGCCCGUAUCGUCAUCGGGCCUGCUCUCAACUCCGCCAUGGAUGACUUGAGCCGGAAAUUCGAAUGUCAAAUCACCGAUCCGCAAGAAGCGGUGGAUGACUUUGACCUUCCUCUGGCGCCGGACUGCUCGAAGCGGCCGUCCGUUUCGGGUGCAAGCAAGUCUGAUCCAUGGGAACUGGAUUGA
Aspergillus terreus NIH2624 is the source of this 1638-nucleotide messenger RNA. RefSeq lists its product as uncharacterized. The coding region runs from base 1 to 1638 and encodes 545 amino acids. Gene Ontology annotation, biological process: peroxisome inheritance. Gene Ontology annotation, cellular component: extrinsic component of intraperoxisomal membrane. The record is from RefSeq and is a predicted model, not a curated record. NCBI's taxonomy places the organism in Eukaryota, Fungi, Ascomycota, Eurotiomycetes, Eurotiales, Aspergillaceae. The transcript has a single exon.